AGGACAAAGGUAACAAAACAUGCCAAAAACCCGAGUCCCAUGUGACUUCUUCCGCUCCACAAAAGCUCUAUCCUCUUCUCUUUUAUCACGAAACUUUCAAUUCCCAACUUCGAUAUGCCCUGUCUCAAUUCGUCCAUGGCGUUCUCUCUGUCCUCGGCUCCUUCGUUUCCGUGCUCAACGCCCUGUGCCAAUCCCGGGCGGCUAAUUUGCUCGAGCCUCGUCGUAAGAUGUGAGGCCGACGGUUCAUCGGCGGCGGCGGCGAGAUCGAAGCUAGAGGUAGGCUCUCCAGUUAUCAUGACCGAGGCUCCUACGAUGAUCAAGACCGCGGCGUCCGUUCCAUGCCUACGGAUUAAUUCUGGCUUGGUCAAGCCCGGAGAUGUAGGCAGAAUCGUGUCGAGGAAGCCGAAGGACGUAUGGGCGGUCCGUCUCGCGAUCGGGACUUACCUCAUCGACGGCAAGUACUUUGAGCCGUUGAAGCUUAACGAUUGAUUCGAAUCAGGAUGUAUUGAUGCGCGGUGCAGCCCAAAGUUUAUGCAUAUUCGGGGGAUUUUGGUAUAGUUCGAUGCUAUUUAUGGGGAGCCUCUGUUGGAAAAAAGGUUCGAUUGGUGUACUGAUCUUCAAGCAAACCUAGCCCUGAUCCCAGGUUUCUCGAGUCGAUGCUCAGGAGAAUUCAAUGUUACUUGCUCAAAAGAAAUAAUCAAUCGUCAUUUGGGUAACUUGCCAGAGGAUUCACGUUACAUCAGACCAUAAUCAAGGAACCCAUCUAGUCAAGCAAAGAUUUAAUUGCAAUUUACAACGUUUCACGUGUGUCACAACUUGAAAUAUAUACAUACUUGUGCUUGA
Eucalyptus grandis is the source of this 843-nucleotide messenger RNA. RefSeq lists its product as hypothetical. The record is from RefSeq and is a predicted model, not a curated record. Gene Ontology annotation, biological process: NADH dehydrogenase complex (plastoquinone) assembly. NCBI's taxonomy places the organism in Eukaryota, Viridiplantae, Streptophyta, Magnoliopsida, Myrtales, Myrtaceae. The transcript has 2 exons. Bases 115 to 489 code for a protein of 124 amino acids.